Messenger RNA from Alosa alosa (allis shad), 923 nucleotides. RefSeq names its product ras homolog family member F (gene rhof). Gene Ontology annotation, biological process: cell migration; small GTPase-mediated signal transduction. The coding region runs from base 302 to 895 and encodes 197 amino acids. The record is from RefSeq and is a predicted model, not a curated record. The transcript is spliced from 4 exons. NCBI's taxonomy places the organism in Eukaryota, Metazoa, Chordata, Actinopteri, Clupeiformes, Clupeidae. Gene Ontology annotation, molecular function: GTP binding; GTPase activity.
GGAGACAUGCGUCAGCCAGCUCUCUGCUCUCUCUGGAGCGUGUUGAGAAGAGUGUGGCGAGGGGCGGUGGUGAGAGAGAGAGAGAGAGAGAGAGACGCAGGGGUGGGGUGAGGUGAGCGCCAGGCCGGAUACUCACCUACAGACAGACAGACAGACGUGCCAGGCACACAGGCUGGCUGACAGGCUCCUCCAGAGACCUGCUGUAUAGGGCCACAGAGUAAACUGCUACCAGAGAAGCAGAGCUGGACUGAGCUGGGGACUCUGCGGGCUCCAUAGUGGGGCUUCACCUGCGGGCCGGACCAUGACACAGAACGGCUCGCCGGUGGCAGCGGCCAACGGAACCUCCAGGGUCAAGAGAGACGAGCUGAAGAUCGUGAUUGUGGGAGACGGAGGCUGUGGGAAGACCUCACUGCUCAUGGUCUACGCCAAAGGAGAUUUCCCAGAGAAAUAUGCCCCGUCUGUGUUUGAGAAGUACGUUACCACGGUGUCCCUUGGUGGGAAGGAGAUUCAGCUCAACCUGUACGACACGGCAGGGCAAGAGGACUACGAUCGCCUGAGGCCUCUAUCCUAUCAAAAUGCAGACAUGGUGCUGGUGUGCUAUGAUGUGAUGAACCCCACCAGUUACGACAACGUCAUGAUCAAGUGGUACCCCGAGGUCCAUCAUUUCUGCCGAGAUGUCCCUCUCAUUCUGAUUGGAUGCAAGACAGAUCUCAGGAAAGACAAGGAGUACACCAGGAAGCUCAAGGCCUCCGGUCUGGCCCCCAUCACGUACAUGCAGGUAACCGCUUACAUCACGCAAGGAAGCAGUCCCAGCACGGUGGCAGUAUUAUUGUGUUAUCAUUGUCGUUUCACGCUACCACUGGGGAGAAAUGCCAUUUCAGUGCUCCAUAUAUAGUAUAAGUAUAUAUACUCUUUUGAUCCCG